GGUAAAAGCAUACCUACUGUGCCUUUUGGAAAUGAUAAAAACACACCUACAAGAAGUCACAGUGCAUAUGAUAAUAAAAAAGAGCCAACAGUAAUAAAACCUGUAAACAAAAAUAUGAACAAUGUAAUGAUACAAGCACCAUUGAACAUAGUUGUGAAAAUAGAUACGAUGAUGAAAGGAUUGAUAGAGAUGUUGAUGGAAGCUGGGUUUGACAGCAAUAGUGUGAACCAUAAAAAUGGUAUAAUAAGUAUAUACAAAAUGGAUAGUUAUGAAGAGUUAUCAGUUAGCCAAAGUAAGGGUGAUAAUGCUAUCCAAAUAAAGUACAAAGAAAUUAGCCACCUACUUGCGUUGAAUGACAAAACAUUUUCAACGAUCAAACCCAAGGUAAUGCCUUGUGAUAAUGUUGCUGGAAAGGAUAGGGACGUAAAUUCCAAAAUGAUGGUUUCCAAUGUUGAGUAUGAUGGAAUGUAUG
This is a messenger RNA of Racocetra persica, 472 nucleotides long. NCBI's taxonomy places the organism in Eukaryota, Fungi, Glomeromycota, Glomeromycetes, Diversisporales, Gigasporaceae. The record is from the annotation of a GenBank genome assembly.